This is a messenger RNA of Centropristis striata (black sea bass), 3365 nucleotides long. It is a transcript of the gene rhot1b, whose product is annotated as ras homolog family member T1. The coding region runs from base 298 to 2280 and encodes 660 amino acids. NCBI's taxonomy places the organism in Eukaryota, Metazoa, Chordata, Actinopteri, Perciformes, Serranidae. Gene Ontology annotation, molecular function: calcium ion binding; GTPase activity; GTP binding. The transcript is spliced from 20 exons. Gene Ontology annotation, biological process: small GTPase-mediated signal transduction; regulation of mitochondrion organization; mitochondrion transport along microtubule. The record is from RefSeq and is a predicted model, not a curated record. Gene Ontology annotation, cellular component: mitochondrial outer membrane.
GCUGGCUGACAGCAGCAGCGGUAUCCCUGUCUGAUAGACCGACCGUGGCAGGAGCAAUAUAGUAAAAAAAAACAACAACAACAGCCUGUUAAUACCCGGAUAUCUCAAGGUUUGUACGGCAGCUCAGUGACGGUGCAGCGUCGGUUCUGAACCAGCGUGAACCGGAGCUGUCAUGCGAACGUAGCCGCUAGCAAGCGAGCCAGGCCGAGGAGAGCUGGCUGGCUGUCCCCUUCAUCCAGACCGGAGCAUAAAUGUGUCACACAAGACAGUUUACCGUGUUUGUCGACGCCGGAGAAGAUGCGCAAGGACGUGAGGAUAUUAUUAGUGGGAGAGCCCAAGGUGGGGAAGACGUCUCUCAUCAUGUCGCUGGUCAGCGAGGAGUUCCCCACUGUGGUUCCCUACCGAGCUGAGGAAAUCACCAUCCCUGCAGAUGUCACACCAGAGAGAGUUCCCACUCACAUCGUGGACUAUUCAGAGGCGGAGCAGACGGAUGAGCAGUUGUUUCAGGAGAUCUCCAAGGCAAAUGUGAUUUGCAUCGUGUACUCUGUCAACAACAAGAAGUCCAUUGAAAAGGUGACGAGCCACUGGAUACCCCUCAUUACAGAGAACACGGACAAGGACAGCAGGGUUCCUCUGAUUCUGGUUGGGAACAAGUCGGACCUGGUGGAGCACAGCAGCAUGGAGACCAUACUGCCCAUCAUGAACCGGCACAGUGAGAUAGAGACUUGUGUGGAGUGUUCUGCAAAGAACCUUAAGAACAUCUCGGAGCUGUUCUACUACGCUCAAAAGGCCGUUCUGCACCCAACAGGUCCUCUUUACUGUCCAGAGAAAAAAGAUAUGAAGUCCCUUUGUGUCAAAGCUUUGACUCGAAUCUUCAAAGUGUCUGACCUGGACAAUGACGGGAUUCUCAACGAUAAUGAGCUCAACUUCUUCCAGCGGACGUGCUUCAACACGCCGCUCGAGUCUCAGGCGUUGGAGGAUGUAAAAAAUGUGGUGAGGAAGAAUUUGAGUGACGGAGUGUGUGACAACGGCCUCACUCUGAAAGGCUUCUUGUUCCUCCACACACUGUUCAUCCAGCGAGGUCGCCAUGAAACAACUUGGACGGUGCUCAGGAGGUUUGGGUAUGACGAUGAUCUGGAGUUAAAUCAGGACUACCUCUUCCCACCGUUGAAAGUUCCUCCAAACUGCACCACAGAGCUCAACCACAAUGCCUACCUCUUCUUACAGAGUGUCUUUGACAAACAUGACAAGGACCGUGACUGUGCCUUGUCACCAGAGGAGACGAGGGACCUGUUUGAUGUUUUCCCCUACAUGCCCUGGGGUCCAGAUGUCAACAACACAGUUUGCACUAAUGACCAGGGCUGGAUCACCUACCAGGGAUAUCUCUCCCAGUGGACGUUAACAACGUAUCUGGAUGUCCAGCGAUGCCUGGAGUAUUUGGGUUACCUCGGUUACUCAAUAAUUGCUGAGCAGGAGUCCCAAGCAGCAGGAAUUACAGUGACCAGAGAUAAGAAGAUUGACCUGCAGAAGAAGCAGACCCAGCGCAGCGUCUUCCGCUGUAAUGUCUUUGGGGACAUUGGCAGCGGCAAGAGCGGCUUCCUCCAAGCCUUCCUGGGUAGAAACCUCAUGCGCCAAAAAUCAAUUAGAGAGGAACACAGAUCAUACUAUGCCAUCAGCACAACCUUUGUUUACGGCCAGGAGAAAUAUCUUCUUCUUCAUGAAGUGUUCCCUGACAUCGACUACCUGUCUGACGCUGAUCUGGCCUGUGACAUUGUCUGCCUGGUCUAUGACGUCAGCAACCCUUACUCCUUUGAAUACUGCGCCAAAGUCUUCAAGCAAUACUUCAUGGACAGCAAGGUCCCAUGUAUGAUGAUCGCAGCGAAGUCGGACCUGCCUGAGGUCAAACAGAUGUACGGCUGCAGCCCUCUGGAGUUCUGCAGGAGGCACAAGAUGCCGCCUCCUCAGUCCUUCACCUGCAACACUGCAGCAGCUCCCAACAGAGACAUCUACACCAAACUUACCACCAUGGCGAUGUACCCCCACGCCCGGCUGCGCUGCAUGUGCACCUGUAACCGGUGCACCUUCUGCUUGUGUCAGAACUUCCUCAACUCUGAGCUGCUGCAGACGGUCAGGGCCAAACUCUACGCCGUUGUACUCAGAAGACACGUUAGCCAAGCAGACCUGAAGAGCUCGACCUUCUGGCUGAGAGCGAGUGUCGGGGCCACGGUGUUUGCAGUGCUGGGCUUCGCCAUGUACAGAGUCCUGCUCAAGUCACGGUGAUCCUCGGACACGCGGUUCCAAACCUCUUUACCCCGGGGUACUUAUAAAGCUAUUUUGACCAGUCACAACACUAAGCUUUCCCUCUUUUAUUUAGUAAAUGAAAAUCUGUCUCGUUUUUUUGCGGGAAAGAAGAAAUGUACGAAAACUUACUUUAGCAAAGAUUUGUUUUUGCAUUUUCAUUCCACUGUAAAUUUCUCAAAAUAUUUAAUUUUGUACCGAAAUUGCUAAUAUGCUUCACCUGUUUGUUUUGCAACUUUUUGCAAAGUAAUAUAUCUAUAUUUAUAUAAAAAAUGAGGGUAAGCAGCUGACGAGUAAGCUGUAGUGCGUAACAUGAGCUAGUUACAUAGAUAGCUAUUUUUUUGGGUUGCUUGCUGAUUGAAAUGAAAAUCUUGGUGUCGGUGGUGAAAUGUGAGUUUGCAAUGACACGGAUGCUUUUAUUGGAAUUGAACUGUAUGUAAAUAAUGUAUAUAAUAUAGUAGACUGUAAAUUUGUUUGUCUUUGUCUGAGAGGGCCAUGUUUGAUUCACACUCACAAAACAUUGAAUUUAACGGUAUUAGCGCAACAGGCUGGUUAUGAAAUCACACAAACAUGAACAUUGAUUAUUCACAUCGACUUAAAUUUGUUUGCCUUUCAGGGCCAAAAGCUUGGAUGCAAGCGUGUUUAAUGUGUGUACGUCUGAACAGCUCAGUGCUUAAUCUCUCAUGUUUUCCUAUGUUGGUCACUUUAUCCGUCAGGACUUGAGCAUGUGUGUAUGUGUGUGUUAGUAUGCUAAGAUAUUUAAAAUCGACACUUUACAGCCACUUUGUGUUUGCAUGCUUCAGAAUUUCUGACCACAUUUCAGUGUUUUAAGACUUAAUUGUACUGCGGUAAAAGAAUUACAACACCAACUUCUCUACAUUGAAGAUUAACAGUCAUUUGACCCCUGUUGUGAAUUCCAGUCACCUCUCCUUUUUGCAGAAAAUGCAGCAAUGUGGCCCCAGAUGUUAAUUUCCAUGCAAUUAAAACUGCUUGCCACAAAGUUCAGUUUGAUGUAUUCACUCAGCCCUGCCUUUCCAAAAGUUUACAAUAAAUGAAUAUCUCUGUUA